AUGUCCCUCAAAGACCAGACCGUCCUCAUUACCGGUGCCUCCAUGGGCAUAGGCGCAGCCAUUGCACGGCGCCUGGCCCAAGAAUCUGCGACACUGAUUCUCUUCGCGCGCUCAAGCGACAAACUCAGUGCUCUUUCCACAGAGCUACAAGCGCAGCAUCCAGGCCUCAACGUCUACACCACAGCCGUCGACAUCCAAGACCACGCCGCGCUCAGCACCGCCAUUUCAAAUGCAGCCCAGCAAGUCUCGCACAUUGACGUCUUGAUUAACAACGCGGGCCUCGCUCUCGGCGCCCCCGCACGCUUCCCCGACCUCAAAAUCCAGGACGUCAUUACCAUGACCAACACCAAUAUCAACGGCUACAUGUUUGCCGCCUACGCGGUGCUGAAUGAGGGUAAAAUGAUGGAGCGGAAAAAAGGAACCAUUCUGAAUAUCACUAGCACAACGGGAUUAGAAGUGCCCCCGUUCCCCGGCGAGGCCGUGUAUCACGCCAGUAAAGCGUGCCAGGAGGCAUUUACAAACGUGCUGAGGACAGAACUCGUGGGCACGGAUAUCAAGGUUCUUGCGCUGCGGCCGGGGGUCGUGGCUACGAAUUUCCACGAGCUGAGAGUUGGAUAUCAAAAGGAAAGCUACGAUACGUUCAUGUCGGGCUUUGAGCCGCUGGUUGCACCCGACGUGGCGGAGGCGGCGGCGUUUAUGCUCAGUCAGAAGGACAGGGUGAGCGUUAAGGCGCUGGAUGUGGUACCAACAGCACAGAGGAGCCUGCAGGUGUUUGACCUUUCGAGCUAG
This is a messenger RNA of Exserohilum turcica Et28A, 789 nucleotides long. RefSeq lists its product as uncharacterized. Gene Ontology annotation, cellular component: cytosol. The transcript is spliced from 3 exons. Bases 1 to 789 code for a protein of 262 amino acids. The record is from RefSeq and is a predicted model, not a curated record. Lineage: Eukaryota; Fungi; Ascomycota; Dothideomycetes; Pleosporales; Pleosporaceae. Gene Ontology annotation, molecular function: oxidoreductase activity.